Molecule: messenger RNA, 3045 nt
Organism: Camarhynchus parvulus
Lineage: Eukaryota; Metazoa; Chordata; Aves; Passeriformes; Thraupidae
Gene: MEIOC
Product: meiosis specific with coiled-coil domain
Exons: 8
Coding region: 1-3045 (1014 amino acids)
Biological process (GO): meiotic cell cycle; male meiosis I; mRNA stabilization
Cellular component (GO): nucleus; cytoplasm
Source: RefSeq, a predicted model, not a curated record
AUGGAGGUGAGGGACGGGAGCGGGACAGGGACCCACACGGGCACCGGGGUUCGCUGUGCGCCCUCACCCGUCACACACCCAGCGGGCCGCCGCGGCUGUUGUGGGCUUGACCCCCUGGGCGCUGAGGAGGCACCGAGGCCCGACCCCGGUGCGUGUCCGAGCCCCGCUGCCCUCUUCGGGAUCCGGCGCCCUCUCGUGUGGGAGCAGCCCAACGUGGCGUUCCGAGGCGGUGGCCGCUGCUGGGGCAGUGCGGAAGGGGGCGGGAGGCCCACGGACGUGUUCAGCGCCGCCCUGCCGGGCUCUGCCUCGCUCUAUGGCUGCUACAAAUCACAGAAUGAAGAAAAUGUGGAGUUACCUCAGGCCUACAGUUCUUCCCUUUCAACAUCAGAGUACUCUGCACCCAUGGACCCUUCCCUUUUGUACCCCCCUUGGUCUACGUGUACAGAUGACACCAAGCAGCCUGCUGCUCCUCAGAUUAACCUGAAGUCCAGGAUUCAGCCCGAAAGGAAUGAUUAUGGCAGUGAAACUGAUUUGUAUGGACUCGUGUCCAACAUCCUGGAAGAGCAAGACAAACCACAGCCGUGCUUUGCUGAGGGGAGUUGUCCUCCCACCCUGAAGUCAGUGUGGCCAGUGAACACAAGCAGAAUGGAGCACCAUGAGCUGUUGCCAGAAAGCAGGCGGGCAGUUGUUGGAGCAGUGCCCCAGCAGGGUUUCUAUGGUACGGAGUCCCUCCCUGCUGCUGACAAGCAGUUCCUGCAGAGUCCCACCCUGGUGCCACAGCAGAAGGCAGACGAUUGUUACUGCGGCUUUGGCGGCGUGGACCUGGAAGAGCAGAGCUUGUACUCUGCCAGGAGUGAUCGUGCCAAUGGCUGCAACUUGCAGGCUAAUGAGAGUGUGAAGACAACACCUGUCUAUCAGAACUACCCCUACCUGAAAAACACCUUUGCAGCCCAGGCUGGGUACUCAGAAGCAAUCAAAGACUUGGGAGCCGAUGCUUAUUCUUAUGGAAGGGAGAAGGUGUGUCCCAAGGGAGCAGAGGCACAGGUGCACCCAAAGCGGGCUGAAACAUUCCUUCCACAGUGUCACAGAUACAAUGAGAACACAGAUUUUACCAGGUACACUGAAUAUUCUCAUGCUGGUAAAGCAAAGCCCAACAAGGGCACCAGUUGUAGCCUCCAAGAAAAUAGAAAGCUGGUAAAUGGAACCCCUGAGGCACCAUCUCUGGAUGCAGAGCCCUACGCUAAAUUAUUUCAAGUUAAAUCAGGAACUCAGAAAAAAUUUGAAGAUACAAUUUCAGAUCAGCAUGACUUUACAUUUCCCAAGUCUGUAGGACUUGUAUCAGAAAAACAAUUUGCAAGCGAAUCUUCCUUCAGCACUGAUUUUGGGCAAAAAUUUGAAUAUGGACUAAAAUCUUUUGCAGCUUGUCCAGGGAAUAAUGGUGUGGAAAAGCAGCAGUUUUCCAAGGCCGAUCUUCAGAAUCCUGAAUUCUACAAAUCACUCCCACUGUUGCCCAGUGCAGCAGUCCCCUCAGCAGGCUCUAGCGCCAGGCCAGGGUGGAUGAACAUCCAAACCAAACCCACAGCCUCUGGCCCUUUCCAGAAUCCAAGUCCUUUGUUGAAACUGAAUAAUCAGUCACCUGCAUUUCCAAAAAGCUCUCGUCAUUCUAAUGAUGUUUUUCAGUUGCCAUCUUCAAAUUUGCCUUUAAAUAGUAAUUUACUUCACAAGUACUGUCAAGACAACCCAUUCCUCUCCAGCCUUGACUUCGGCUACAGCACUGCAGAGCGAGCUCGGGCAGCUGCGUGCAUGGAAGCCCUGGUUAGGGGUGGGGAAGAGAACCUCAUCGAGUACCUCAGUGAGAAGAAGUUGAAGCAGCCCAAUGGAUUCUGUGACAGUUACUUGGCUCAGCAGUUGGGGAUCAUUGAUAAUCUGAACAAACAGCGUUUCCAGCUGAAGCCACAGAGCGAGCACUGCGAUCUGGAAGGGCAGAACCAGGUGGAUGGGGUGUUCCAGGACAUGUACCAGGAGUUACUGGAAUCUCAGGGGCAGCUGCAUCUCGGGGCAGGGAAUGGGGACACCAGUGCCAUUGGUGCUGGGAGCUGCCUGCAGGCUCCAGGCAUUCCCAACUGCGUGGUGGGUGACUUCAGGAGGAACCGGCAGCUGGGCCCCAGCACCUUCCCCAUGAGAUCUGCUCACCUCUUGGGCCGCUCCGUGGUGCCUCUGGUGGAGCCUCACACCUUGUUCUCCCAGGACGAUCUCAAACGCCUCUACCCCUGCUUCACAGAGAAGAUGUAUGGUGACAAUGCCCUUUCUGGUUUUGUGUCAGCAUUUGGAUUUCAAAAGCAAGUUAAAAGUCGCAGUGGGCCUGCCAGCGAGCUGCAUGUGAGACUGGAAGAGUGUUAUGAGCAGUGGAGAGCUUUGGAGAAAGAAAGGAAGAAGACUGAAUCAGCUCUUGCUAAGAAUUUCCAAGGGAAGAAGGUUUCCAGUACUAACAACAUUCCAAUUCCAAGGCUGACAUCAAAUCCAUCAAGGGUUGAUCGCUUAAUUGUGGAUCAGCUACGGGAACAAGCCAGAGUUGUGACUCUGCUGGGGAAGAUGGAGCGCCUGCGCAGUUCCCCGCUGCACGCCAACAUCUCCACUGCUCUGGACAAGCACCUGGAGUCCAUCCACGUGGUGCAGGCUCGCAGGAAGGAUGAAAUUGUCAGCGCCUCCAGCCGGCAGCGGCACGGCCCUCCCAGGUGCCAGGAUGAGAGAGUGGUGCUGGCUCUGGCCGCGGCGCUCCGGGCCCUGUGCCUGGCCACGCGCAAGGUCCGCACCGUGCUCUGGUGCGCCUUCCAGAUGACCCUGCCCAAACCCUCCGCUGGCAAACGGGCUCGGGAGAGACUUCCUCAGGAGGGGGCGGCGCCCGAAGAGAAACGAGCCGAGACCCCCCCGGCUGCGGCCGCGGCCCCGCGAGGGCCCAGGGAAGGGGGGGCAGAGGGAGCCCCGGGGCCGUGCACGGACCUGCUCCGCAGUGUGUAUGAGAGAGGAGACGUGAAUUCCUCAUAA